CUCCGGCGCGGGGCGGCGGGGAGAUGCCCACGCAGCGGGACAGCAGCAGCAUGUCCCACCCGGGCCCGGGCGGCGGCGGCGGCGGGGGAGGGGGCGGCGGCGGCGGCGGGGACCACGCGCACCAGGUCCGGGUGAAAGCCUACUACAAAGGGGACAUCAUGAUCACACACUUUGAACCGUCUAUUUCCUUUGAGGGACUGUGCAGUGAGGUUCGAGACAUGUGCUCCUUUGAUAACGAGCAGCUCUUCACCAUGAAAUGGAUAGAUGAGGAAGGAGACCCGUGCACCGUUUCAUCUCAGCUGGAGUUAGAGGAAGCCUUUCGGCUCUAUGAACUCAACAAAGAUUCGGAGCUCUUAAUUCACGUAUUCCCAUGUGUGCCAGAGAGGCCUGGGAUGCCGUGUCCUGGAGAAGAUAAAUCCAUCUACCGUCGAGGCGCACGCCGCUGGAGGAAGCUCUACUGUGCCAAUGGUCACACUUUCCAAGCGAAGCGCUUCAACAGGCGAGCUCACUGUGCAAUCUGCACCGACCGAAUCUGGGGCCUCGGGCGCCAGGGCUACAAGUGCAUCAACUGCAAGCUGCUUGUUCACAAGAAGUGCCACAAGCUUGUCACCAUCGAGUGUGGGCGUCAUUCCCUGCCCCCGGAACCACUGAUGCCUCUGGACCAAACCUCUGUGCACUCAGACCACGUAGAGACAGUGAUUCCAUAUAACCCUUCAAGUCAUGAGAGUUUGGACCAUGUCGGGGAAGAAAAGGAGGCGAUGAACACUCGGGACAGUGGCAAAGCUUCGUCCAGUCUGGGUCUCCUGGAUUUCGAUCUGUUGCGUGUAAUAGGGAGGGGGAGCUAUGCCAAAGUACUGUUGGUGCGACUGAAAAAGACUGAGCGCAUUUACGCCAUGAAAGUCGUGAAGAAGGAGCUGGUCAAUGACGACGAGGACAUCGAUUGGGUGCAGACAGAGAAGCACGUCUUUGAACAGGCAUCCAACCACCCCUUCCUUGUGGGCCUGCACUCUUGCUUCCAGACAGAGAGCAGAUUGUUCUUUGUGAUCGAGUAUGUGAAUGGAGGAGACCUCAUGUUUCAUAUGCAGCGACAGAGGAAACUCCCAGAAGAACAUGCGAGAUUUUAUUCUGCAGAAAUAAGUCUAGCACUAAAUUACCUUCAUGAACGAGGGAUAAUCUAUCGAGACCUGAAGCUGGACAAUGUGUUGCUCGAUUCCGAAGGACACAUUAAGCUCACUGACUACGGCAUGUGUAAGGAAGGAUUGAGGCCAGGAGACACAACCAGUACUUUCUGUGGCACUCCCAAUUACAUUGCUCCUGAAAUUUUACGAGGAGAAGAUUAUGGGUUCAGUGUGGACUGGUGGGCGCUUGGCGUGCUGAUGUUUGAGAUGAUGGCGGGAAGGUCUCCCUUUGAUAUUGUUGGGAGCUCUGAUAACCCUGAUCAGAACACAGAGGAUUAUCUCUUUCAAGUGAUUUUGGAAAAGCAAAUUCGAAUACCCCGCUCUCUCUCGGUCAAAGCUGCGAGUGUUCUGAAGAGUUUUCUGAAUAAAGACCCAAAGGAGCGUUUGGGCUGUCAUCCUCAGACGGGGUUCGCUGACAUUCAGGGACACCCGUUCUUCCGCAACGUUGAUUGGGAUAUGAUGGAGCAAAAGCAGGUGGUACCUCCCUUCAAGCCGAAUAUUUCAGGGGAAUUUGGUUUGGACAACUUCGAUUCCCAGUUCACUAAUGAACCUGUCCAGCUCACUCCAGAUGAUGAUGACAUUGUGAAGAAGAUUGACCAGUCUGAAUUUGAGGGCUUCGAGUAUAUCAACCCCCUCUUAAUGUCUGCAGAAGAGUGUGUCUGAUGGGCUUCCUUCCUUUUGCCUGUGUUGUCCCAUAAUGCAUGGAUAAACAAGUUACCAGUUUGGAUGCAACCAUAUAGAAUAAGCUGAGCAUUUUCCAUUUGCCAUCUAUUGUGGCACACUCGGUAUCAGUUAUCCCUGAUUGUAAUGACCAAAUGAUCAUAUUUAAGUUCAACUGCAAGAAAAAACCAGAAACCCAUUCCGGAGACUCGGGGAUUCCUGGAUGGAUGGAGUUGUAACCUAGCAGACAGCUGCUGGAGUUUAGGGGGUGCUGGAGUAGUGGUGGCCCUCAUAUAGCUUGCUAAAGGCAGCCAAGUCUCCUCUUGGUUUAAAAGAAACACUUGUCCUGCUUUGAAAGAGGACCUGGCUCGUGGCAGUCAGACACACUGUGAAAUGGCAUCGUCUCAGCCUCUCGGAGUGACGUUAGUCACCGGCAGCAGCGAUGGUGCUGGCGGUGGGGAAGCCUUUCGCUGUGGGAGGAGUAAAAUGGCUUCGAAAUACCCUCUCCUGUCCUUUAUCUCUAGGUGUUCCGUUUUAUGUUUCUGACUUGUCACUUUACGACAGUCCUUAAAUCUGUGGGUCUAAGAAAGAUGCUGCUUCCUUAUCUCUCCAGAACACUAGACACACUCCAGUAAGCCGUCAGUCAGUGGGCUUCGAGGCCCGCUUUGUUGGGGUCCUGAGGGAAGAGGGAGUGCACUUCCCAGACUUUUGGCCAGAAAGAUACAUAUACCUGAGGCAUCAGUUCAUGAGGAUGCAGAGGAGCUAGGCUACAACCAAGGGAAGGCAGAUAGAAAAAGUAAGUGGUUGAUGUUGGGGACGGUAGAAGAUAAUACUUCUUUUUCCCCCCAAGGGAAAAAUUCCACAGUUGGGUUUGUUUUUUUUUUGAUUCAGUGACAGUUUCUUUGAGGCAGUUGGAAGAGCAAGGAGAAAUGCCUCUGUUUCCAAACUUGCAAAGACUUUACUUUUAGCUGGUGGAAUUGGCAUACAUUGAAAAACAAAUCCUUUGCAACUUGUAGAGGAGACACUAUCUUCCAACUGAGGCAGCUUAAUUAGAGUUUUCUUGAGAAUUAGCAUAUGAAUACUUGCCGAUUUUUCUCCAUGAAAUCUUCCAUGAGAUCCGAGAAAAAUGAUUAUAAUAAACGUUAGAGAAAACUGGCCAUUAUUCUGGCCCACUCUGGAUUUUAUAAACUCUUAUUAUGUAGAUAACAGAUAUAAUAUAGAGUAAGAAGGCACACUCUUUAAGCUAUUUUUGAAUAAAUAUUAAUAUGUUUGAGAAAUUUAUUGGCCGAAUAAAUGCCAAAAGCAUCAUCCUUUCAUUAUUUUUUGAGAGUGUAAUUUGGAAGCUGGAAUAACUCCAUGCAUCGAAAUUGCCUAUACAUUCCCAACCUUAUUAAAAAUUUAAUUGUGGGAAGGCAGUCAGAUGUGGUCCUAAAUUCAGAAUGACUUUAAGCAAUCGGUCCUAUACAUUUUACGAAUUUUUCUUCUCCUCUUUUCUUCUUUAGAAGCCAUAUAGCAUUAGAGAUAUGCUUUCACUCAGUCCCAUUGUCUCUUUAUUUUUCCUAUGCCCAGCCUGCAUGGAGAAAUUCCAAGAAAACGAAAUUAUGAUCUAAAGGUAGCUUUUUUGUUUUUUUUUUAAAUUAGGUAGUUAAAAAUCUAAAAUGAGUUUUGAAGAUCUCGAGGGUUUGUCCUAGGUCAUCGAUGGGGAAAUCUGUCGUCGGAAGGUGGUGUGAUGGCCUUGAGCUCAGAGUGGUGAUGCUUCCUCUGCCCCUAGGGUGGUCUUUGUCUUUGUCCCGUGACCUGAUUUCAGAAAUGCUGUUGGGUACAACAUGGCUGGGGCCAGAAGCGCAGUUACUGUUUUCAUCCGCUAAUUUAAAGGCACACGAGUGAUCAGAGUCUUCAUUUUGACAUGUCUGCACAAAACGGAGCCGUUUCCUACCAGUCGUAUGACAGGCAAUGGGCAUUUUUCUGUGCUAUGGCUUUAACCUCCAGGGGGGCCUUUUGUUUUAAUCUCAUUUUUUAAAAUGAAUAAGAUGUGUAAAUUUUAUACAGAUCGCCGUCGCAAAUACGUUCUCAUUUAUUUUUGCUUUUCCACAACCUUUUAAGUGCCGUGCCAAUUUUUUUUUUUAAACCUUUUGGUGUCAAGGCUGUCUCAAAAUUAUUCAGCAGGGAUAUCAGGCAUUGGACAGUCAGAGUAGUUGGAAUUUGGGGUUUCUAGGAACUAAGAUUUGUUUUUCAUAAGCAUGACGUGUUUGUGGGGCGACCUCAUUUUAUUUGUGUGAAGACUGGACUCCAGCGACUCUGCUUGUUCAGUACUAAUGCAAUCGACAUGUUUUCUUUCAUGUGAAAUACUCAAAUAUCCUGUAAUCUGUAUUUGUGCACCUUUUUUUUUACUUUGUCUUUAAAUAAAAUGUUUAUAAUAGUC
This is a messenger RNA of Dromiciops gliroides (monito del monte), 4260 nucleotides long. RefSeq names its product protein kinase C iota (gene PRKCI). The record is from RefSeq and is a predicted model, not a curated record. The transcript has 18 exons. Lineage: Eukaryota; Metazoa; Chordata; Mammalia; Microbiotheria; Microbiotheriidae. Gene Ontology annotation, biological process: protein phosphorylation. The coding region runs from base 24 to 1841 and encodes 605 amino acids. Gene Ontology annotation, molecular function: diacylglycerol-dependent serine/threonine kinase activity; ATP binding; protein binding.